Molecule: messenger RNA, 1107 nt
Organism: Camelina sativa (false flax)
Lineage: Eukaryota; Viridiplantae; Streptophyta; Magnoliopsida; Brassicales; Brassicaceae
Source: RefSeq, a predicted model, not a curated record
AUGCUGGGAAAACAAGUAUGGCGAAUAAUUCAAGCCCCACAAAGUUUACUGAGCAGAUUCUUAAAAGCAAGGUACUACUCUGACUCGAAUAUUUUCAAUGCGGGUAGUGGUAAUAAACCAUCUUUCAUAUGGAAAUCGCUCUUGGAGGGUCGAGAACUGAUAAAGAAAGGCAUGAGGGUUUUAUUAGGCAAUGGCCAAACCACUAAUAUCUGGUAUGAUCCUUGGCUGAUAACAACUCCACCAAGACCACCACGAAGACGAGAUAACAUCAACACAGAUUUAACGACUGUUAACGAGUUGUUUCUAGAAGGUCUCCCACAUCGAUGGAACGUGAAUCUGCUACAAGAAUUAUUCAUUGAUGAAGAUGUACAACAGAUAAUUCAGAUUAAAUUAAGCCCUUCAGAACAUCCAGAUCUUUUGGGGUGGCACUAUAAUGAUUCGGGUUUGUACACAGUGAAAUCAGGAAACACACUCGUUUUCCAAGAUAAACAAGGUACAUGGCAAGAAGAUUUGAGUUUAGCGGUUGCAGAUGCGAAGGAAUGGACAGAGUGUUGGUCAGAAGAAAUAGAGAGACAACGGACAAAUCAAGCAAACCGAAAUAGAAGACUUAAUCGAUCACAGUGGAGGAAACCACCUCGAGGGAUGAUUAAAUGUAAUUAUGAUGGUACCUUUAUCCAACCGGAUACAGAAGGACAAUCAGGAUGGAUAGCUAGAGAUGAGACAGGUUUCUUCUUAUCGGCAGGACAGAACAGAAGACCUCCUGUAGGUAGUGCUUUAGAAGCAGAACUUCAGAGUUUAAUAGCAGCCAUGCAACAGAUGUGGAUAAAAGGCUAUCGUCGUGUCAUAUUUGAAGGAGACAAUCAGAAAGUCAAGGAUCUGGCAAGUGGUACUUCAAGGAAUUACAGAGUUCAUAAUUACAUCAGAGAAAUCUUAUAUUGGCAGAAGAAGUUUCAUGAAGUGCAAUUUCAAUGGACAAGAAGGAACAAUAAUAAGGCAGCAUAUAGAUUAGCAAAAGAACAACUUGAAAAUCAUGUAAUCUUCAUAUCUCAUUUCUAUGUUCCUACUUGUAUUGUAAACAUCCUCCAUGAGGACCACUCUGCAAAUUAA